AGGAUUUGGUUAGACCGAUUUGGUCAAGGUCGGUUUAUGGUUAUUUUUUGGACCGAACUGGUUGGGCCGAGUUGGGCUUGGUUUUGUGCAAGGCGGAAGGGAGAUCGACGACACUCAGACCUCGUCGGCAGGGAUGGCGAGCCUUGCCGCCGGCUACAAUGGGAGGAUGGCGCCGGCCCCAGAAUCCGCCGGCAACGAACGCGGCGGUGGUUUGACGACAGCUAAGGCGGGUGAGCACUUACUAUUUUGGUCAGAACUUCGUUUUACUUCCCAUGAUCUGUAUACAGCUAUACUAUUUCUAGUUUACUACUACUAUGAGAACGUAUUAUCUUGCUAAAUUUCUGUAGUGCUUUCAA
This is a messenger RNA of Linum tenue, 356 nucleotides long. The record is from the annotation of a GenBank genome assembly. Lineage: Eukaryota; Viridiplantae; Streptophyta; Magnoliopsida; Malpighiales; Linaceae.